AUGAGAUGUCUUCAUAUAUAUGCAUGGAUUGGUUGCAACUCCACCAAAUUAGGGGAUCUGUUCGCAGCUGCUCCAACAAGACCUGGCAAUACUGUUAGCGUGAGUUCCCUGACAGGAGGGUCAUGUGAUAAUACAGGAUUUGGUAUUGCCCGUAGAAUAGUUCUUAAGACUGGAAUCAAUGUUGUACUAGCUUCUAAUAUCCCCAAGAACAACCCCAUGCUUGAGGCAGCUGCUGAGAAAAAAUUGGUGCAAAAGCUUAUCAGCCUAGGCUAUGGAAAGCCAGGACCUCGAGGAGCAUCUUCGUAAUAGAUGGCCUUUGUGUAUUGAGCUCAGUUAAAUCAUUGUGAGAUAUUACUCUUAGAAGACGUGCAGAAUACAGGAAAUCAGAAGAAUGAAAGGCCAGCUAUACCAAGGAUACUACAUCCAACGCCACUUCGAGUCAUUUAUCAUCAGCAAUGAAAAGGAAUGAUGUAUGGGAACUUGGCUGUUGCUUUUAAACAGCCUUGCUAUGCUUAUGUUCCUAUUACUGAACACUAGAAUAUUGGCUGUGAUGAAUGGAUUUGCAGGUGCAAUUUUCACGUCCGUGUGAUGAACUUGAUUAAUGGUUAAUUGAUACAUCUAAUUUGUUGACUAA
Messenger RNA from Capsicum annuum, 634 nucleotides. RefSeq lists its product as uncharacterized. Gene Ontology annotation, biological process: proteasome assembly. Bases 1 to 306 code for a protein of 101 amino acids. The record is from RefSeq and is a predicted model, not a curated record. The transcript has 5 exons. Lineage: Eukaryota; Viridiplantae; Streptophyta; Magnoliopsida; Solanales; Solanaceae.